Messenger RNA from Penicillium brevicompactum, 1215 nucleotides. RefSeq names its product CDC50/LEM3 family protein. The record is from RefSeq and is a predicted model, not a curated record. The transcript is spliced from 6 exons. Bases 1 to 1215 code for a protein of 404 amino acids. NCBI's taxonomy places the organism in Eukaryota, Fungi, Ascomycota, Eurotiomycetes, Eurotiales, Aspergillaceae. Gene Ontology annotation, cellular component: plasma membrane; endoplasmic reticulum; Golgi apparatus.
AUGUCGCAGGCCGAGGCAACUCGUCCUGAGUCUAUUGACCAAGAGCGUCGAGAUGAUGACAAGAAGCCGAAGAGUCGCCGACCAGCUAACACUGCCUUUCGCCAGCAACGACUGAAAGCAUGGCAACCAAUUCUCACCCCGAAGAGUGUUCUGCCUCUGUUCUUCAUUGUUGGCGUCAUAUUUGCCCCCAUCGGUGGUGUUCUCCUCUGGGCAAGCUCCCUAGUUCAAGAAAUCUCCAUUGAUUACUCCGACUGCUCAAGAUUGGCGCCGUUGCAGGGUGACUCGGCCAGCCCCGUUCCCACCUAUUCGGCAACUUUCAAAUCCAAAAUGCAAAACCCCCCAACGUGGCAGAGAUCGGUUGACUCUUCGGACGCCACCGUCUGCCACCUGACUUUCGAUAUACCAGACGAGCUUCCAGCACCCGUAUACAUGUACUAUCGUCUCACCAACUUCUACCAAAACCAUCGCCGAUACGUCCAAUCACUCGAUUUGAACCAACUCAAGGGAGAUGCUGUCUCAUAUGGCACACUCAAAGGCGGUACCUGUGAUCCUCUGGAUGUGAACGAAACAGCCAAGAAGCCGUUCUACCCAUGUGGACUGAUUGCCAACUCGAUGUUCAACGACAGCAUCGGGAAUCCCCAACUCAACUCGGCCCAGGGAUCGGCAGGCGGAUCACCGACCUACUACAACAUGACCAAGAAGGGGAUUGCGUGGCAAAGCGACAAGGAACUGAUCAAGAAGACAAAAUACACCAGCGAUCAAGUCUUGCCGCCGCCAAAUUGGGGCUGGGCGGUCACUGACGGUGUCUACACCUCCUUGAACGAAUUACAGGACAACGAAGACUUCCUGGUUUGGAUGAGAACUGCUGGACUGCCAUCGUUCAGUAAACUGUCCCGCCGCAAUGACACUCAUUCGAUGUCAGCUGGUCAAUAUUCGCUUGCAAUCACUGACAAUUUUAACGUCACAGAAUACUCGGGCACAAAGUCCAUCUUGAUCUCCACUCGAACUGCACUCGGAGGCAAGAACCCAUUCAUGGGAAUCGCCUAUGUGGUGGUUGGGGGAGUCUGCGUGCUUCUUGGUGCAUUGUUCACUGUUGCACACCUGAUCCGCCCAAGAAAACUCGGAGACCACACCUAUCUUACUUGGGACUCAAACCAGCCCAGUACCGGUGUCUCCUCAGGACGGGACGACAGAUAUGGGCCCAGUGGACCCUAA